Molecule: messenger RNA, 3166 nt
Organism: Serinus canaria (Common canary)
Lineage: Eukaryota; Metazoa; Chordata; Aves; Passeriformes; Fringillidae
Product: rho-related BTB domain-containing protein 2-like
Exons: 9
Coding region: 75-1997 (640 amino acids)
Biological process (GO): small GTPase-mediated signal transduction
Molecular function (GO): GTP binding; GTPase activity; protein binding
Source: RefSeq, a predicted model, not a curated record
GUCGGUAACGGGCCGGGGCCGGGCGGGGGGCGCUGAGCGGGGCCGCUCCGCUGCCCGGGGCCCCCCGCGCCCCCAUGGACCCCGACGUGGAUUACGAGCGCCCCAACGUCGAGACUAUCAAGUGCGUCGUGGUGGGCGACAACGCCGUGGGCAAGACGCGGCUGAUCUGCGCCCGCGCCUGCAACGCCACGCUGAGCCAGUACCGGCUGCUGGCCACGCACGUGCCCACCGUGUGGGCCAUCGACCAGUACCGCGUCUGCCAGGAGGUGCUGGAGCGCUCCCGGGAUGUGGUGGACGAGGUCAGCGUCUCCCUCCGCCUCUGGGACACCUUUGGGGACCACCAUAAAGACCGGCGCUUCGCCUAUGGCAGAUCGGACGUGGUGGUGCUCUGCUUCUCGCUGGCGAACCCCAACUCGCUGCGGCACGUGAAGACCAUGUGGUACCCCGAGAUCAAGCACUUCUGCCCCCGCACCCCCAUCGUGCUGGUGGGCUGCCAGCUGGACUUGCGCUACGCCGACCUGGAUGCCGUCAACCGCGCGCGCCGGCCGCUGGCCAAGCCCAUCAAGCCCUCGGACAUCCUGCCACCGGAGCGGGGUCACGAGGUGGCCCAGGAGCUGGGGGUGCCAUACUACGAGACCAGCGUGGUGGCCCAGUUCGGGGUCAAGGACGUGUUCGACAACGCCAUCCGCGCUGCGCUCGUGUCCCGCCGCCACCUGCAGUUCUGGAAGUCCCACCUGCGCAAGAUGCAGCGCCCGCUGCUCCAGGCACCCUUCCUGCCCCCCAAGCCCCCCCCGCCCCUCAUCCAGGUGCCCGACGCCCCCCCCGGCCUGGGGGGGGGCCCGGCCGCGCUGUUCCAGGCCCCGCUCUGCGCCGACGUUGUCUUCCAGCUGCAGGGCGGCCACCGCGUCUUCGCCCACCGCGUCUACCUGGCCACCGCCUGCUCCCGCUUCUACGACCUCUUCACGCUGGAGGCGCCGCCCGAGAGCCUCGGCGAGGGGGACGGGGGGACCCGUGACCUGUCAUCGUGGGGCCGCGGCUUCCUGAGCCUGCGCUGGGAGCCGGUGGCCGACCCGGUGGCGGGGCGGGAACGGCGGAUGGCGGUGGUGGCCAUGGACCGGGGCGUGCGGCCGGAGCCGCUGCGUGCCGUGCUGGAAUAUUUGUACACCGGGAAGCUGGAGAGGCCCCAUGGAGACCUGAGGCAGGUGGGGGCCGUGGCAGAGCUGCUGGAGGUGUUUGACCUGCGCAUGAUGGUGGCCAACGAGCUCAACCAGGAGAGCUUCAUGAACCAGGAGAUCACCAAGGCCUUCCACGUGCGCCGCGCCAACCGCGUCAAGGAGUGCCUGGCCAAGGGCGUCUUUGCAGACGUGGUGUUCCUCGUGGACGACGGCGCGGUGCCGGCGCACAAACCGCUGCUCAUCGCCGGCUGUGACUGGAUGAGGGCCAUGUUCCGGGGGGGCUUCCGCGAGAGCUACGCCAGCGAGGUGUCCCUGCCCGGCACCAACUGCGCCUGCCUCCGUGCCGUCCUCGACUUCCUCUACACGGGGGUCUUCACCCCCACGCCCGACCUGGACGCCAUGGAGCUGCUCAUCCUCACGGACCGGCUGUGCCUGCCGCGGCUGCAGGCGCUCACUGAGCAAUACGCCGUGGACGAGCUGCUCCGAGCCUUCAUGCAGCGCGUGGAGAUCGACGAGCAGGUCAUCAUCUACCUGGAGAUGACGCAGUUCCACAACGCCCGGCAGCUGGCGGCGUGGUGCCUGCACUACAUCUGCACCAACUACAACCGCGUCUGCCGCCGCUUCCCCCGCGAGAUGAAGUUCAUGUCCCCAGAGAACCAGGCGCACUUUGAGCGGCACCGCUGGCCCCCGGUGUGGUACUUGAAGGAGGAGGAUCUGUACCUGCGCUCCAAGAAGGAGCGGGAGCGCGAGGAGCAGCUGCAGCGCAAGCAGCACCCCCGCAGCAAGUGGUGCUUCUGGAGACCCUCACCCCCCGUGUCCUGAGCGGGGGGCUGGGGGAGGGGACCCCCGCGUGGGGCUGGGGGCUCAGGAGGGCUGGGAGCCCCUGUGCUGAGCAGGGGGUUCGGCCCCGGGGUCCCCGUGCAGGGUGAGGGGGCUCAGCUGGGCUGGGGGUCCCUGUGGUGAGUGGGGGGCUGGGGGGCUUGGCUGGGCUGGGGGUCCCUGUGCUGGGCUGGGGGCUCUAGCCCUGGAACCCCCACAAUUGACUUGGGGAGCUCAGCUGGGCUGGGGGUCCCUGUGUGGAGUGAGGUGCUUUGGCCUUGGGCUUUUUUAAAGGGCUGGGGGGCUCAGCUGGGCUGCGGGUCCCUGUGUUGAGGGAGGGGCUUGGUCCUGGGCUCCCAUGCAGGGCUGGGGGUCCUUGUGCUGGCCUGAGGGGCUUAGGACCCCCACCCUCAGCCCCAGGGAUCCCCCACUGAACAGAAGGGUUGGCUCCAGGACCCCCACCCUGGGCUGUGGCUCUCAGCCCUGGGACCCCCCCCCCACCUCUGAACCGGGGGGCUUGGCCGGGGUGGGGGUCCCCAAGGGCUUGUUUACCCCCCCUCCCCGGCUGUUUACAGGCUCUGCCGGGUCGCAGCCCCCCGGUCGCACCGUGCCUUUCCCCGGUGGGGGGGGGGGGGGCCGUGCUGAGCCCCCUCCCCCCGGCAGGCCCCCCCCGCCCUGGCCAUCGCUGGUGCUACCUCUGACCGAGCAGUAUUUGGGGCUGGGGGUGCGCAGGGAGUGGGGGCUCUGCCGCUCCCCCUUUCUUUUCUGGGGGGUCCCCACCCCCGUAGGGCUCUCUGGUGCUGUAUUUUCUCCCCCCCCCACCGUGGGGCGGGGGGGGCCAAGCUGUGAGCAGGGCGGGGUGGGUGGGGGGUGGGCGCAGGGAGGGGUCCCUGGGUGCUUGUGUGGCUGCGAGAGCCCCCGGCUCAUCUCUGUGCCUUGGACGGGCCCCCGGGGGGGAUCACUGCCGCUGUCCCCGGGAUGUGUCCCCACCCCGGAGUGAGGGGGGGAGCACUGUCCCCUCCCUCGGGCUGAACUGCACAACCGUUUUUACACUUUUUUACCCCAGGAGCACAGCGGGCCCCCCCGGCCUCGGGGCCCCACCCGGCCCGGAGCGGGGCCUCCCCACCUCAGCAGCGGCUGUUUUAACCUUUAAUAAAGCUUUUUGUAACGGA